AUGAGAAGGAAAAGGUUGACUUCAAAUAGUUAUCUAAAGAAACUAUUCAUUGUCAUCAUUUUGUUUAGUUGUUUCAGUACAUACUUGCUUACAACAUUCAUCGGAGGAAAGAAAAACAAUAUGAUGGUUUUGGAAGAGGAUGAAGGAGAGUUUCAAAGCAAUCUAUAUCACCAAUUGCCCACUAUAGUUUAUGAAUCACCUACAGAUAUGGAAUUGGGUCGUAGCUUUGAAAAUAAGAUGACACGGAUACAUGAUAGCGGACAAGGUGUCACAGUUCUGUUCAUACCUCAUUCGCAUUGCGAUCCAGGUUGGCUCUCUACAUUCAACGAGUAUUUCGAACAACAGGUAAUCGAUAUUCUAAACAAUGUAGUACAGUUACUCGUUCAAGAUAGUACAAGAACAUUCGUUUGGUCUGAAAUAUGGUGGGAUAUUGCUGAUGAACUUACAAAAGUAAGAGUUAAACUACUCAUUUCCAAUGGACAACUGGAGUUUAUUGGUGGUGGAUGGGUUCAAAACGAUGAAGCUGUUGCUCAGAUGGAUGAUGUAAUCGAUCAGAUAACAGAAGGUUUGCAAUGGUUAAAGAGAACUUUGAAUGUUAAUGUUGAAUACGGUUGGCAAAUCGAUCCUUUCGGUCAUUCUUCACUGACUCCAAUGAUUUUGUCACGUGCACAAUUCAAGGGUAUCAUUGGUAAUCGUAUUAAUUUGCUUACAUUGCAAAGACAGCGGCUGAAUCAAGAGAUGGAUUUCAUAUGGCAACCGAGUCGUUCGAGUUCCCGACGUAUCUUGACACAUCUACUCUACGAUCACUACAGUUAUCCAUCUUCCUAUCCGUAUUUCGGUGAUCUGGAAAUACGUUGGGAGCAGCGAGAGUUUGUAUCGAAUCUCUUCUUCAAUCUGAUCGAUGAAAUGAGAACAAAACACAAGACCAAAAUUCUAUUGUUGCCAUUCGGUAAUGACUUUGCCUAUCAAAAGAAGGAUGAGUAUCUCUUCAACGAACAGCUGAUCGAUUACAUGUUGGCAAGAAAGAGACAAAAUGGUGUUGCAGAUAUUCGAUUUGGAACACUGCGUGAAUAUUUCCAAUUGUUUGAUAAAGAGAUUGUCGACAAUCAAAUUGGAUUGCCAUUGUACACUCAUGACUACCUGCCUUUGGUCAAUGAUCUUCAUCAACCAUGGACUGGAUUCUUCACACAGUUCUCACUUUUCAAAAAGCUUGUCCGUGAUACUUCUUUGUUGGUAAAGACCGCAGACAUGUUCUACAGUAUCGCAAUGGCAAAGUCAUCAUCUUCAUCAUUCUCACAGUCUGAUGACGACAUUGGACAACUUUAUCCCAUGAUUGAAGAGGCUAGACGAUUCGUUGCACUCACCCAACAUCAUGAUGGUGUCACUGGAACCGCUCGUCAGUUUGUAAUGAUGGACUAUAGAGACAGUUUGAACAUUGCCAGACAGAAUAGUUACCAAGUACUAUCUUCAAGUAUCGAAUAUCUAAUACAUCUUGAAGGAGAAACCGAUGAAUCGAAUCCGUAUGAAUUUAGAGAUCUUUUGGAUCUGAAUGAAAUGCAACCCGAUUCCCAAGAAUCAUUUUCAUUGGUUUUUCAUAAUUCUUUGUCUUGGAAGAAACAACAUCACUACACUCUCAGAAUCCGAUUGAACAACACACAACUCUUGGAGUCCGUUCAAAUAUUAGACUCAACAAUGGAACCACUUUUGAUCCAAAUUGUACCAAUGAUGCCAAGUGAUAUCAAAGAGUUGGAUAUGCAAAAUGAUUACAUGCUCGUUUUCAUUGUUGAAGUUCCUGCAUUUGGAAUCAACACUUAUUUCUUAACAUUAGACAGUCAACACAAACAAAAUACACCAAAGUUAUCAAAGGUAUCAGUUUAUGAAACUGAAAAAGAAUUCCAAUCAUCCAAACAUAGAGCUCUAUCAACCAGGUAUCUAGAUGUUAAAUUCCAACCCAAUGGAUUUUUAAGUUCUUUAUCAAAAACAGUAAACAAUCAAGCCUAUAAUGUUUUAGUAAAAGAAUCGAUAAAUCAAUAUAGCACAAACUUUAGUGGUAAUUAUGUAUUUAUUCCAGAGAAAAAGAUGCCAUUCCAAUUCUUGGAUGAAUACAAAAUAUAUGCGGUAUCAGGUCCACUGCUCAACCAGGUUACUGUUGCCUCUUAUAUGAAUAAUAUCAAUGUUACUAGUACAAUGGUUGUUGUUUAUCAUCGAUUAUAUAACAGUCCAAUUGAUUACAAAGCAGAGAAGAAAGGAGUUCCGAUGGUCACAGAAGAAUCGUUAGAACUUGGUUACAGUCUCUAUGGAUUCACAAAUUUGGAAACGGUUUUCAAUUUCCAAACCAAUCUAGAUAAUGAUCACAGUAAUCUCUACACAGACAAUGGACAAGAAUCAAGAUCUAGAAUCAAACCUCAAAAUAAUAAUGACAAGAUCAAUUUCAAUUAUUAUCCUGUGUUGAAUUAUGCUCAUCUCAAGGACAACGAUCUUCAAUUCACAGUUUUCACAGAACGAAGUCAUGGUGUCGGAAGCAAUAAUCCAAGUGAUCUCGAGAUUAUGAUUCAUCGUACAACAUUACAAGAUGAUAGCAAAGGUCUUGAGAUUCCUGGUUUCGAUUACUCAAGAGUUGAUGCUAAGCUUUAUCUUUCAAUCGAUCAUCCAAAUAGAAUGGCUUCAUUCGAGAAACAAUUAAGUUUACAUUAUUCAAAUGCACCAAUAGUAUUAUCAAAACAAUUAAAAAGUAAUAUAUAUGAAUAUUUAUCUGAGUAUCAAUAUCAAACAUCUUUCUUUAAUGAUCGAUUACCAAAUAAUUUACACAUACACUCGAUUAAACAUUUUAAUGACUUUAGAAGAAAUGGACAAGCAUUAUUAAAUAUAAGAUUAUCUCAUUUGAUGGCCGAUUCACAAGCAUCACAAUGGAAUAAUCAACUAUCAAAUCCAAUUUCAUUGAAUCUCAACAAAAUAUUCAAUAGCGAUUAUUCAAUAACCUAUUUAAAUCAAACAGAUAUUGCAUUUUUAGAGACUCAAUUUAUUAAUAUGAUCAUUUAUUUAGUUCAAAAAGAUUUUAAUAGUUUUUAUAGAAUCGAAGGUAAUGUUUCAAAAGGAAACAGUACAACAGGAGAAUCAGAGUUUGGUGAAGAAACACCAAUCGAAAUUUUGAAUGUUCACCCUUUCACAGGUUUAGAAGCUGUUGAUACUCAUGAUAGUAUCAACUUGAAACCAUUGGAUAUCAAAUCCUAUCAACUUUCAUUAAAAUAUUCGAGUGAUAUUUCACAAUCAAAUCUAAAAUUUAAAAUUGCAAGAAUACAACCAAUACCAUUCGAUAAUAUUUAUACACAUGACUUUUCAAUACAUAAAGUUUCGAAAUUCCCAAUGUUUUUUAAUGAUGUGUAUAGAUAG
Heterostelium album PN500 is the source of this 3390-nucleotide messenger RNA. Its product is annotated as alpha-mannosidase. Lineage: Eukaryota; Evosea; Eumycetozoa; Acytosteliales; Acytosteliaceae. Gene Ontology annotation, biological process: mannose metabolic process. The record is from RefSeq and is a predicted model, not a curated record. The transcript has 8 exons. Gene Ontology annotation, molecular function: alpha-mannosidase activity; carbohydrate binding. Bases 1 to 3390 code for a protein of 1129 amino acids. Gene Ontology annotation, cellular component: lysosome.